AAUAGGACGUAAUGCAUGAUAUAUUCAUGAAAAUAUUUAUUUCACAGAAUAUUCUUAAAACAAAAUCUCUCUCUGAAUCAAUAAUCAUGGCAUAUCCAUAAUUACCCAAACCCAAUUACCCGUUUUUAACAUCUCAGCUUCUUCUUCUUCCUCUUCCUCCUUUAAGUUAAUCUCUUUUAUCGCCAUGACAUUCCCUUUAAUUAUCUUCUUCUUUUUUCUUCUAAUCUCACCUUCUUUCUCCAAAGUCAAAAUCUCCAUAACUCCGACCACCGUCGCCAAAUCCGGCGACACAGUCACGAUCACCUGGUCAAACGUCGACUCACCCUCAAAUCUCGAUUGGGUCGGUCUCUAUUCUCCUCCUAACUCACCGCAUGAUCACUUCAUCGGUUACAAAUUCCUUUCUUCAUCACAUAAUUGGCAAUCCGGGUCGGGAUCCAUUUCCCUGCCCAUCACCAACCUCCGCUCCAACUACUCAUUCAGGAUCUUCCGUUGGACCGAAUCCGAAAUCAACCCGAAACGCCACGACCAUGACCAUAACCCACUCCCGGGCACAGCGCAUUUGUUGGCGGAAUCGGAGGAGGUUGGGUUCGAGUUGGGUAAUGGGCCGGAGCAGAUACAUUUGGCGUUCACGGAUAUGGAAGACGAGAUGAGGGUUAUGUUUGUGGUGGGGGAUAAAGAAGAGAGGGAAGUGAAAUGGGGAGAGGCUGAUGGAAAGUGGAGUCACGUGACGGUGGCACGUGUUGUGAGGUACGAGAGAGAGCAUAUGUGUGAUGCUCCUGCCAAUGGCAGUAUUGGGUGGAGAGAUCCUGGUUGGAUUCAUGAUGCUGUUAUGGAUAAGUUGAAGAAAGGUGUUAGAUAUUAUUAUCAGGUUGGAAGUGACUCUAGAGGUUGGAGCUCAACUCAGAGCUUUGUGUCGCGGAAUGGAGACUCAGACGAAGCAAUCGCAUUCCUGUUUGGGGAUAUGGGAACUGCAACACCAUAUGCUACCUUCCUUCGCACUCAAGAUGAAAGCAUAGCGACCAUGAAAUGGAUCCUUCGUGACAUAGAAGCUAUUGGUGACAAGCCUGCUUUCAUUUCACACAUUGGAGAUAUCAGCUAUGCAAGAGGCUACUCAUGGUUGUGGGACCAUUUUUUCACUCAAAUUGAACCUGUUGCAUCCAAAGUACCAUACCACGUGUGCAUUGGGAACCAUGAGUAUGAUUGGCCUUUACAACCUUGGAAGCCAGAUUGGUCCAAUUCAAUUUAUGGGACUGAUGGGGGUGGGGAAUGCGGAGUUCCUUACAGCCUUAAAUUUAACAUGCCUGGAAACUCUUCUGAGUCUACUGGUUCCCAUGCACCUGCUACUCGAAACCUAUACUACUCAUUUGAUAUGGGGGCCGUACAUUUUGUAUAUAUGUCAACUGAGACCAAUUUCCUUCCUGGGAGCAACCAAUAUAACUUUCUAAAGCAUGAUCUAGAAUCGGUUAACCGAAGCAAGACCCCUUUUGUGAUUGUUCAAGGGCACAGACCGAUGUAUACUACAAGCCACGAAAACAGGGAUGCUCCAUUGAGGGACAAAAUGCUUGAGCACCUGGAACCCUUGUUUGUGAAAAAUAAUGUGACCCUUGCAUUGUGGGGUCAUGUACAUAGAUAUGAGAGGUUUUGUCCUGUGAAUAACUUCACAUGUGGAAGCACUUGGAAAGGAUUUCCAAUCCAUGUCGUCAUUGGGAUGGCAGGACAAGAUUGGCAGCCUAUCUGGCAACCCAGAGUCGACCACCCAGAUGAUCCUAUAUUUCCACAACCUGAGCAGUCCAUGUAUCGUGGGGGUGAAUUUGGAUACACUAGAUUGGUUGCCACAAAGAAGAAGCUGACAUUUUCUUAUGUUGGAAACCAUGAUGGAGAGGUGCAUGAUAUGAUGGAGAUUUUGGCAUCAGGUCAAGUUUACAGUGGGAAUGCUGGUGUUAAUGAUGUUGCUGGAGCAAGGAUUGAGGCAGCGGCAGACUCUAAAUUCUCAAUGUAUGUCAAGGGUGCAAGUGUGUUGGUGCUGGGGGCUUUUAUGGGGUACAUUCUUGGGUUUAUAUCACAUGCCAGGAAGCACAGUACUGCAAGAGGCAGCUGGAGUGCUGUGAAGACUGAUGAAAUUGAAUCAAUGUCAUGAAAGUUUGGUAAAACCAACAGUUCGGAUUAUGCUUCCAUGCGUUUUGAAAACCUGUUUGCCAUGGGUGUGAAGGAGUUGAAAUUUUAGGAUGAAGCUCAUGCUGUUAAGCGCUUCGGGCAAGCUUGGAAGCGGAAAGAAGUUAGGAUUUUUGUUGUAUUUUAUUAUGAUUAAGUUUGUAAAUAUUAUAUUUUCCCGUUUUCUAGUGAAUAAGAAGCAUUGCAAUGACUGUUUGGAAAGAAAUAAAAUGAAAGACAAAAAGAAAAAGGAAAUUCCUUUAUUAGUUUAUAA
Molecule: messenger RNA, 2425 nt
Organism: Ricinus communis (castor bean)
Lineage: Eukaryota; Viridiplantae; Streptophyta; Magnoliopsida; Malpighiales; Euphorbiaceae
Product: probable inactive purple acid phosphatase 2
Exons: 2
Coding region: 185-2137 (650 amino acids)
Molecular function (GO): acid phosphatase activity; metal ion binding
Source: RefSeq, a predicted model, not a curated record